This is a messenger RNA of Cornus florida, 1371 nucleotides long. RefSeq lists its product as uncharacterized. The record is from RefSeq and is a predicted model, not a curated record. Bases 36 to 992 code for a protein of 318 amino acids. NCBI's taxonomy places the organism in Eukaryota, Viridiplantae, Streptophyta, Magnoliopsida, Cornales, Cornaceae. The transcript has 5 exons.
GAGCUAUCAACAGCGUCUUUCCAUCGACAGAGAUAAUGGAGUUACUUUAUCUUCUGUGCUCCAUCAUUUCCACCUCCUUCACAACCCUUGUUUUAUCUCUUCUCCUCGCCUACAAAUCCCUCCUCCGGUGGUUUUUCAUCCCACGAGCCGCCCCUCCCUCCUCCGCCGACGGAGCUGAACCGGUGUCUCUGUACCAAGGCGUCGUCUGGCACGAACGACGCCGUCCCGUUCACCAUUCUUUCCGAUACUCUGCCCGGUACGCGCUCAUUGACCUCGACCACGCGCCCUACGCUCUCUCCAGCCACCUCUCCGCCGACGAAGCUCGUCGAGUGGCCACAACCACCGGUCCCGUUUUCCUCUUGACAAUACCUCCUAGUGUGGGAUAUGAACAAAAUCCAUUGAGUUUGUAUUAUUGCUAUGAUCUAGACGAAUCAGCCCUGAAGUUGAAGAAUUGCAUUGCUGAGGUAACCAAUACACCAUGGGGUGAAAGAGUAUCAUUUUUGUUCAAUCCAAACUUUGAUUUAGUUGCAAAGCCACUACAUGUCAGUCCUUUUAUGGAUAUGCUAGGCGAUUGGAGAAUCAAAACAAAUGCACCUGGAGAUGAGCUGUUAGUAGCAAUAUCUGUUCAACAUCCCAAGCUUGGGGACUAUUUUACAGCUACCUUGACAGCCAAAAAAGUUCACUCCUCAUUGGUCGAUAACCAUGCUGUGUUCUUCUGGUUGAUGCCCCAUAAAGUUGCAGUUUGGAUUUACUGGCAUGCUGUCAAGCUCUGGUGGAAAAAUGUGCAAUUCAUCCAGCAUCCAAGAUAUCACAGCCCUGCAUAUAGGGAAGAAGCAUUGAUACGAGACGGGAAUCUUCAAUGCUGUAAGGCAUUUGCAAGAGACACACAGCACCGUCUUUUAGUUGAAAGAAGUGAUUCUGAUGUUAUAACGAGCAUCAAUGGGAGGGACCAUGGGUUCACAUGGAGAGAUGCUAAGUGGCCCUGGUGCUGAAUAUGAACAGUAAGUCUCUGUUGCCAUUUGUUUUAAUGUUGGUAGUAGCCUCAAUAUGGUAUUUUUCAGUUAUAUAAUCCCACGAGAACUUGUAUGUGCAUUUGUGGGCCUUGCAGUAAGCAAUUCCAUGGAAAUGAGAUUCGUUUCUAUCAUUUCAUUGGGAUUAUUAACUAUGAGGGUCUGCCACUCAAUUACCUAAAACAAGGAAAGGAAUUCACACACAUUAGAAUUAUUUCCUUUAUAAAUUUUAGGUAACUCCACUACGAUAGUUUUGUACUCAUAUUAUUCUUACGAUUGGAUGAAUCUGUUUAUAGCAAUACUAUGCACAUCAAUCAUUUAUCUAUAUAUAUAUAUAUAUAUUUUUUUUUUAUUUUCCUGA